UAGCAUAUUUGCUUAUUUCACAUGCGUCAAUGUCCAUAAGCAGAUGAGAUAUAUUACGCCCCCUUAACUAAUAGCCUGUCUGCAACCCUAAAAACAACUCCAGCAGCAACAACACUUGUAGAGCAGCUUCACAUUGUCGCUGAGAUGCAUGCAAUAGUAGUAUAAGGUGGCUAUGGAAGAGAGAAUUUAUUUGCUAGGUGGCUUCUGAGAAGUGACUCAGCUAUCUAUAUUCUUAUGAUAUAAAUGGACGAUCGAUGAUGAGAAACGCAUCAUUAAUUACUUAAAAGCUUUGUGGAGCCAGUGCAGGUUAGUUUUAAUGGAAGAAACAAAUUCUCAUCUUGAAAAUAUGGUGACCAUCCUCAGCAUAGAUGGAGGUGGAGUCAGAGGAAUUAUUCCUUCAAUCAUACUUGCUUUUCUUGAAUCUGAACUUCAGAAAUUAGAUGGCGAGCAUGCAAGAAUCGCAGACUAUUUUGACGUGGUUGCCGGAACAAGCACAGGUGGCCUGGUGACUGCCAUGCUUACCUGCCCAAAUCAACCAAAUGAGAAGGCUCGCCCACUGUUUGAUGCAAAAGAUAUCAAAGACUUCUACGUCCACGAAUGCCCUAACAUCUUCCCACAAAGCAGUUGGAAAAUUUGGCGAUAUUUCGUUAAUAAGUACAGAGCUUUAAAAGGACCCAAAUACGAUGCCAAAUAUCUGCAUAACCUCGUUAAAGCUAAACUAGGAAAUACCAGAUUGAACCAGACUUUGACUAAUGUUGUUAUUCCAACAUUUGAUAUCAGAACUCUCCAGCCUACCAUUUUCUCCAAUUUUCAGGUUAAGAAUACUCCAUCCAUAAAUGCUCUACUUGCAGAUAUAUGCAUUUCAACCACAGCUGCACCAACCUAUCUUCCACCUUAUUAUUUUCAAACCAAAUACGUCACCGGGAGACCAAGACAGUUCAACCUUAUAGAUGGUGGCGUUGCUGCAAAUAAUCCGACUUUGGUGGCUAUAGGCGAAGUGACAAAGAAACUACUUAAACAAGAGGAAAAAGAAGAAAAUAAAGCAGAUGAAAAAUUACAACACUACUUUCCAAUAAAGCCAAUGGAUUAUGGAAAAUUUCUGGUGAUAUCAUUAGGAACAGGUGCACCCAAAAAUGAAAUGAAAUACAAUGCUAAUCAGGCUGCAAAGUGGGGUAUAUUUGGUUGGUUAACAGCCAAAAGUUCAACACCUUUAGUUGAGGUAUUUACUCAUGCUAGUGAUGACAUGACAGAUUUGCAUAUUUCUGAGGUUUUUCAGGCCCUUCACUCUGAACAAAACUACCUCAGGAUUCAGGAACAUAAUUUAAGUGAAAAGGCCUCUUCUAUGGAUGAUUCCUCAGACGAGAACUUGAAUCGUCUGGUGCAAAUUGGUGAAAAUCUGUUAAAUAAACCACUUUCACGGGUCAAUUUGAAGAGUGGGAUCUUCGAACCUGCAGUUAGUGAGUGGAAAACUAAUAAAGAUGCAAUUACAAGUUUCGCCAAAAAGCUUUCCCAAGAGAGGGCACGACGUCGUUCACCACCUCACGUAAUCCCUCCAAUUUCUAAAUCAUAAUUAACUGUUACGCCAACUUCAGUUAUCUUUGUGUGUGUGUUUUGUUUGUGUUUGAAUAAGUAUCUAUCUAACUGGAUACAAUUUGUACCAGUUUCAUACUAAAAUUCUGGGGUGCGGCUCAAUUUUUGUAUUUAAGAUUUCGUCUAAUUUAUGGGAAAUACUUGUGUGAAUCUAGUUUGCCACGUAUUUCUCCUGAUUUACUCA
Messenger RNA from Mercurialis annua (annual mercury), 1774 nucleotides. RefSeq names its product patatin-like protein 2. The transcript has 5 exons. NCBI's taxonomy places the organism in Eukaryota, Viridiplantae, Streptophyta, Magnoliopsida, Malpighiales, Euphorbiaceae. Gene Ontology annotation, molecular function: glycerophospholipase activity; monoacylglycerol lipase activity. Gene Ontology annotation, biological process: lipid metabolic process. The record is from RefSeq and is a predicted model, not a curated record. The coding region runs from base 317 to 1570 and encodes 417 amino acids.